Molecule: messenger RNA, 1012 nt
Organism: Gigantopelta aegis
Lineage: Eukaryota; Metazoa; Mollusca; Gastropoda; Neomphalida; Peltospiridae
Exons: 8
Coding region: 43-762 (239 amino acids)
Source: RefSeq, a predicted model, not a curated record
CAUUUAUUUUUAUUAAUAGCCUACAGCCAUUCAUGUGCUGCCAUGACGGACGGAAGAACAUCAAAUAUUCUACGUGCUUGGCGAAUAAAAGAAAACAUGGAGGAAAUAUGCAAAGUAUAUGAGAUGAUCAGGGAAAAGAAACAAGAGCUAAUUUGGCUGACAGAGGAAAUUAACAGCUUGGUGAGAGGAACGGAACAUAUCAAUCAAGAGACAACAGUUGGAAAUUCACAACUAAUAUCAUUCGCCGGAGAUGUUUAUCUUCAGAAGAAAUACUUCGACAAUCUGAACAACUCUUCUAAUCAGCUGUCUCAAAUGAGACAAAAACUGCAUCACUUGUUACAGGUGACAAAUUCCGAUGUCGAUCUCUUGCUCAAGCAGAACACAAAGGAUUGUCAAAGAAGGCAGAAAGACAUCACAGCUCGAGCUUGUGCCAGCGAUAUUCCAGUGAUUGGUUCCCACAGAAUACUGAAAUCUCAGUCGGCUACGGUUCAAGCGGUUGUGACAGCUAAAACAGGAGUCAAGUCGGACACUGAACUGGUUCUCUCAAAACUAAAACAAUCUACAGGUGACUUGAAAGGUUUUUACGGAGAUACUACAGAUUUAGGCCUACUAGAAAAAGCAAAAAAGAAGAUAAGGAGAAGCCGCCGUUCAGAAAACGCCAAGGAAGGAUUCUUUCAGGACUUCAUACAACUAUUCUCUUGCAUACGCUGGACAUAUUUAGCACAAACCAUGGGCAUAUUUGUUUUCUGGCCAGAUUCCUGAUUCAUGGCGUUAUUAUUGAACACUCAUUUUCUGUGAUAUAUUUAAUCUAGGCCAUACACGAUUUCCUCAAAUACCAGCUCCUGAUACGGGAAACUAUCACUUAUUUACCGUUGAGGCUAGUUUGAGUUAAAAUUGAGAACAGUUGAAAUGUUUAUUUGGCAAAGAUAGAUGUUUCUUUUUAUAUUAAAUAUCUAGCUGUAAUUAUGUAUGUUAUUAUUACACUAGAAGCAAUUAAAGAGACUGAAACUUU